Molecule: messenger RNA, 1017 nt
Organism: Colletotrichum godetiae
Lineage: Eukaryota; Fungi; Ascomycota; Sordariomycetes; Glomerellales; Glomerellaceae
Product: cation efflux protein
Exons: 6
Coding region: 1-1017 (338 amino acids)
Biological process (GO): intracellular zinc ion homeostasis; zinc ion transmembrane transport
Cellular component (GO): membrane
Molecular function (GO): zinc ion transmembrane transporter activity
Source: RefSeq, a predicted model, not a curated record
AUGUCUCGGUUCAAGAUCGACAAAAAGCAGCGUCUGGUUGCCACAAUCGCAAUAUCCGGCGGCUUCUUCAUCGCAGAGCUGGUCGUCGGAUACCGCACAAAGUCCCUUGCUCUCAUAGCAGAUGCCUUUCACUAUAUGAACGACCUAAUAGGGUUCGCGGUUGCCUUGAUAGCAGUCUCAGAGAGGAUAUCCCCUCCACCCAAAUCCCUCACCUUUGGCUGGAAACGUGCCCAAAUCCUAGGAGCCUUCUUCAACGGCGUAUUCCUACUCGCAUUGGGCGUCAGCAUCCUCCUUCAAGCCAUUGAGAGAUUCACACAGCUUCCGCCUGUUGAAGAUCCAGUGUUGGUUCUAAUCAUGGGCUGCAUCGGCCUCGCGCUCAACGUCAUGGUCCUAAGUUUCCUCCACGAAAGACACCCCGACGAAGAAUCCAGAGAACCUCCCUCACAAUCACCACCGCCUCCAUCCAAUCCAAACACAUCAUCAAACCCAGGAUCCAAGCCAUCUAUACCAUCCGCCAAGCACCCCCGCGACCUCAACAUGCUAGGCGCCCUCCUCCACGUCCUAACAGAUGCCCUAAACAACCUCUCCGUCAUCAUCGCCGCCCUCAUCAUCUGGAAAUCCCCUUCCAACGCCCGCUUCUACGCCGACCCAGGCGUCGGCGUCUUCAUCGCCCUGGCAAUCAUGCUCUCCGCCUGGCCUCUCUGCCGGCGCGCAGGGAUGGUCUUGAUGGAGAGCGCGCCCGCGGGCGUUGAUGUUGAAUUUGUUCAGGGGGAGAUGCUAAAGGUCCCUGGCGUCCAAGAGGUGACAGACCUGCUUGUAUGGCAACUAGACCAGACAACAACUCUCGCGACUGCACACAUAACCAUCACGGAAGACAGUAUCGGGAACUUCGCGUCUACAGCCGACGCUAUCGUCGCGAGGUUACAACAAUACGGCAUUCGCUCCGUCGCGCUGCAACCUACCACUACACAGCAACGGCCGCAUCAAGAGGUUCAGGAAGGACUAAAAGUUGCUUGA